UUCCUCUCCCUUUAUUUGAGAGACUGCAGGUGUUGCUGUCUGCUUGUGAGUAAGAGAGAGAGGAGAACACAGCAUUCUCAUCUCCCCCCUCAGGUUUUCCCUGUCUCCCUGUUCCUUGUCAACCCUUUCCUCCCUCCCGGACCAGCACCCAUCUCAAACCGGACUGACCCAAACCUUCCCGGACCCUCCACCCACCACAAUCCUUUGGGACACCUCCUAAACUUCACUAUGCCUUCUGAACCAGAGCUCUCCUUUGUGUGUUUUGAGUCGAAGUGCUGAGCGUUUAGUGUAAGGAGACUGCUACUGCGUUUGGUUGCAUGCGUUUCCAAACUUGGCUGAGCUGCAGAGGGACUGGUCGAUGAGCUAAAAUUGUUCAAGUGAAACCUCAUUCCAACAACAGAUUUUAAAAAGACUGCUUGAAGUGUGAAGGCGCAAGGUCACAUGACCUGGAAGAGAAAACCCAAGGGGCCUUUGGGAUCACUCAGUGAGUGGGCUGAAUUUCAACCUGGAAAUAAGUCUAACGGCUGAUGAAUUAAUCCCCUGCAAAGGUCACCUCAACAUCCUACCUUCCUAUAUCUACAUUUAUCCUUAUGCUCAGAGCCUAGCCGCUGGGUGCAGCAUUGGGAGAUUUGGAAGCAGCUGGCAGCAGAUUGUAUCCCCGUCAUGAUCUUGUUCCUCUCUCUAUCUCAGGUUUAGGGUGACUUUCUUCCACACUCAUCUUGUCCCAAGGACUCCUGUAUAGUGACCACACUCCUGCUUGACCUCACCACACAAAAUGGAAUCCAAAGUCUCAGAAAGCGGCCUAAACGUUACCCUCACCAUCCGACUGCUUAUGCAUGGCAAAGAAGUUGGAAGUAUUAUUGGCAAGAAAGGAGAAACAGUAAAGAAAAUGCGUGAAGAGAGUGGAGCACGGAUCAAUAUCUCUGAAGGAAACUGUCCGGAGAGAAUCGUCACUAUCACUGGCCCCACUGAUGCAAUAUUUAAGGCCUUCGCAAUGAUAGCUUACAAGUUUGAAGAGGACAUCAUUAACUCAAUGAGUAACAGCCCUGCUACCAGCAAACCUCCCGUGACUCUUCGAUUGGUGGUGCCUGCUAGUCAGUGCGGAUCACUGAUUGGGAAAGGAGGAUCCAAAAUAAAGGAAAUUAGAGAGUCAACAGGAGCCCAAGUUCAGGUGGCAGGGGAUAUGUUACCCAAUUCAACCGAGCGCGCUGUGACAGUCUCUGGAACCCCCGACGCCAUCAUUCAGUGUGUUAAACAGAUAUGUGUGGUCAUGUUGGAGUCCCCACCGAAAGGUGCCACCAUCCCCUAUCGCCCAAAGCCCGCCUCCACCCCCGUCAUUUUUUCAGGUGGCCAGGUAAGAGCCGACCCGCUGGCGGCGUCCGCAGCCAACCUCAGCCUUUUACUGCAGCACCAGCCACUGCCUGCCUACACAAUUCAGGGACAGUAUGCCAUUCCACAUCCAGAUCAGUUGACCAAGCUCCACCAGUUGGCUAUGCAGCAAACCCCUUUUACUCCCCUUGGACAGACCACCCCUGCUUUCCCUGGUAUGGAUGCCAAUCCCCAGGCCGGUACUCAUGAACUCACCAUUCCCAAUGAUUUAAUAGGCUGCAUAAUCGGGCGCCAGGGAACCAAAAUCAACGAGAUCCGUCAGAUGUCUGGAGCGCAGAUCAAAAUUGCUAAUGCCAUGGAAGGCUCAGCGGAGCGUCAAAUCUCCAUUACAGGAUCCCUCGCCAGCAUAAGCCUCGCCCAGUACCUCAUUAACGCAAGGCUGACGUCUGAGGUCACUGGAAUGGGCACCCUCUAAUUUCUACCCACGAUCCUUCACUGCAUCACCUGACCCUCCUGAGCCAAUGGCAUUGCACCUAGUUUGUUCUCUCUGUAUUCUGCUGUCCUGCAUUUUGAGUGAUAAUUACUUAUUUAUAUAAUAUAAUCUAUACUUAUACAUAUUUAAAUACCCCAGUUCAGUGUCCCUUCUCCCAUACCCAGAAUUGUUAACAAAUGCCCCAUACCUGAUUGUCCAUUGUUUUGAAUAAGACUGUUCUUUUUUGACUCUCUAGUACCAUACUUGACAAUAGUGGUCACUGCAUAAACAUCCUUUUUGCUGUUUUCUAUUUGUGUUGUGCGCUGCAGACAUGAUUGCUAAUUCUUUUGCACUAUUUGGCGCAGCUUGGCAAAGAAUGAUACAAUAUUGCCAUAGAAUAAUUCAUAAUUUUUUUCAAACCACAGAUCACACAGAUACCUUAUAGCCUGUAUAUAUCAAACAUACAUACAAAAUGGAUAGUCAGAGCAUGUCUGUGUUGUGUAUGCAAGCAGGUAUGUACUGUAUAAGGGAUGAAGUCCAAUAAUUGGGUUUAUAUUUGUGUUCAUUUGCUUUUUCAUUUAAACGAUAGCAGUCCAAUCAGACUUGAGGACAUAUUACAUGUAUUUGGAAACAACUGAGCCCUAAAAUUACUUAUCUCCUUGUAAAUGUGAUGUGGUCAAUAUAGCAGCUAUAUCCUAGUGUAGCCUCGCAAAAAGAUACCCAUUCAAUGUAAGGCUUUAAUGUAGUGAAACUGGUCCCUUGUUAUAAAAUGCAAAAUGCCUUCCAACAAGAAAACUGUAGCUGAAUCCCACAUUCUUGACUCCCCUUUACCCAUUGUAUACAUACAGUAUAACAGUAUACCUACAUCCGCGCAGCCAUGCACAAGAAGAUGGAAACAAUAUCAGUGCAUCCUUUCAUAGAAAUCUAGAAAUCUUUAGGUGUUACCAGUUAUGAUCCCGAAUAAAUAUACUGUACUGUACUAUAGCUUAUACAAUCGGACUGAACCAAAUGUUUUAGGGCUGUGGAAUGUUUAAAGGUUCGGUUCAGAACCCAGGGAGGUAGGUUUGGACUUUUUUUUUUUUUUUCAAACUGGUCUUCAUACCUCUCGCACAUGAUUGUUUCUUUUCUUUUUUUGAUUUUUGCUUUUAUAAUUAAUAAGAUGUUAUUUUCUUUUCAAAUAAGCUGCGUUGAUGACGAGCACUGAACAAUGUGUUUGCGAUUUCAGACUUUGUCAUUUCUUUCCUGGUCUCUUUACUGGCCCUCCGUGCUCACUGAGCUGGUAUUGACAGGCAGUGGCUAUGAGCUGUGCAUCGUUGGCUAGUAAAGUGACAGAAGGGGGCUGCUCAUUUGGCCUCUUUGAAAAGGACCCGAGCUAGUCUUCCACACGUUGCUUUGAGAAAGAACCAACAAGGUAAAUGAAUGUAGCACCUUCAGUAGUUUAAUGAGAAUUUAACAUCAGUUUGGAAGCAGAUAUUGUGUGAAACUACAUUGUUUUAGAGUUUAAAAAAUGUCUUAUGUGGCAAUGUGUCCCAGCCCAGGCUGGUUUGCACCCUUGAAUUAGUGACCCAGACACAAGAACUGCAGGUUUAAGCACUUUCCUACAAUUUUAUUAUUCACAAAACUAAAUAAUAAAAUAAAAACCUAACUCCCCUUGGAAUACUAACUAACAUUUUCAAAUCCCUCACUAUAAGCCGGACAGCUAAGUCAUUUACCAGUCACAAAAACUCACACCGUACCUUUUUGACCACACAGGCCUCUUUACAGGCUUCUCACAGACAGUACAGGACUCUGUAUAAAGUGGUUGUCUUUUAAGGUGCAGCCUCAGUCUGGCAGAACUAAAAUCUAGUUAAAGUCAACUAUUACAAACAUGAUUAAAACUCUUUAUUUAUUAAUAUUAGUUUAUGCACUAGCUCUCCUGCCUUUCAUCUCAGGGUCCAUGAAGUAAAUGUGGUGGUCCCAACUAAGCCCAUAAUGUGCAUUGGUCUGCAUUACAAAACCACCACCCAAUUUGACACAAUUCAGUCAGCUUGAGGUACACAUGUGAUAGAUGUUCAGGUGACGGAGCUGUGAGGAGAAGCCAGAGUCACUGUCCCUCUCCUUUCAUGAGUGCUAAACUCAUAUACGGAUAUAGUAUAGAAAAUAUUACAGUGGAACGUCGCAUAUCCGAACGUCACAUAACCGCUCUGAUGAAUUAACCGCCUUGCUAAAUAAAUAAAUAAAUAAAUAUUAAAAUUAGGCUACGAGAGUAAUGGUAUUGGCAGCAAGUGCAGCGUCCGUGAUGGAAACAGAAAGAAAGCGUUAAAACAAUCAGCCUUUUGGUGACUGACUGGUGUGUCAGUCAGCUGUGUGUAGAGGUGACGUUUCAAUGCACCAGUUGAGAAAGCUUUGUGUUUUACUCUUUUUUUGUUCAAUGUGUUUAUAUGACGGAGUUCACAGUUGCAGAUAUUGGCAGCGUGUUGUUGUAGCUUUUAAAUGCAUUUUAAUUAAACAAAGCAAGCUUCAUAAACGCAAUGCUUACCGGCUGUUUGUUUAAAAUAGCCGAAGCAAAAUUCAAACCGAGCUGCUUAUCGGCUGUUGGCAAUAUCAAGAAAGAGCACAAAGUACCGAGACAGACAUAUUAAGAAUGCAGAACCAGUGAGGCAGGGACUUCUAGAGUUAAGAAAGAAGCCAUCAGUUGCAGGUUACUGUACAGUUAAAAUGUAAUUUGAAGCGAUCUCUAUUUAACAAAUCAUCAAUCGUUCAGAUGAAAACCCAUGCAUAGUGCAGUAUGUACAAUUUUACAGAGAUCGCAUUAAGCCAUUAAUCUGGGUCUAAGGGACAAUGUCUAUAGAAGGGUAAAUAUUAUUCAUAUAGUGGAACUGCACAUGGUUUGAAAAUAAUAUUUUAAAAAUGUUUGGACUAUACAUCUAAGGUUCUUUGUAACUGCCCUUCCCCUUUCCUUUUCUUUGAAUUCAUAGGGGGCUUUCUUUUAAUGUAAAAAUGUAUUACGAUGUUCAGAAGCUGUAUUAUGAAGUUCUGAUGCAUGAGUUUCAGUAUGAGUUCAUUUAUGUAACCGCUCUCUCUUUUGUUCCACUUUUCCAUGAACACUUUUGUUUUCCUGUAUUAGAGCAGCAAAGAAAUGAUCCUGUUAUGUAUGUGCUUAUGUAUCUUCUGCUGUCAGAAAUUGUAACGAGUUUGUUUGUUAUUUUUAGUUUAAUGACAUGCUGCUUGCAGAUCUAUAUUAGAUUUAAAUGAUUGAGAUUAGAUACCCUUUUAAAUGUUUUGUAAAAAAGAAAAAUAAACUUUCUUUGUCCCUAG
This is a messenger RNA of Acipenser ruthenus (sterlet), 5098 nucleotides long. RefSeq names its product poly(rC)-binding protein 3-like. The coding region runs from base 776 to 1804 and encodes 342 amino acids. Gene Ontology annotation, biological process: regulation of RNA metabolic process; regulation of gene expression. The record is from RefSeq and is a predicted model, not a curated record. Gene Ontology annotation, molecular function: mRNA binding. NCBI's taxonomy places the organism in Eukaryota, Metazoa, Chordata, Actinopteri, Acipenseriformes, Acipenseridae. Gene Ontology annotation, cellular component: nucleus; cytoplasm. The transcript is spliced from 17 exons.